CGACGUCAUCGCCCCAAUCCCUCUCUUGCAGCAUCCUCAGCAAUGUCGAAAUCCAAAGGCGAUACCGUCCAGGCCGAUGCGCGGCGCUUCCUUGAUGAGCGCGGCUCCAAUGCUGCGCUCGCGCCAAACGGCCUCAACCCCGCGACCAUUAUGGAAAAGGCAGUCAAGGACCGCAUCGUCGACUCAUACUUUUACAAAGAGCAAUGCUUCGCUCUAAACGAAGCCGAUAUCAUCGAUCGAGUCGUCGAGCAUGUCAAUUUCAUAGGAGGCACACACGGCGCCUCGCAAAAACCUAGUCCUUUUCUGUGUCUGGCGUUCAAGCUGCUCGAACUGGCACCCAGCGACGCCAUUAUCCAAGAAUACCUGUCUUAUGGAGGAGAACACUUCAAAUACCUGCGCGCGCUAGCAUGCUUCUACGUACGAAUGACGAGACAGGCCAAGGAUGUAUAUACGACUCUGGAGCCCUUUUUAGAAGACAGACGGAAAUUGAGACGGAAGGCCAGGGCGGGCACUUCGCUUACGUUUGUGGAUGAGUUUGUGGACGACCUGCUUACCAAGGACAGAGUGUGCGCGACGAGUCUGUGGAAGAUGCCGAAGAGAGAAGUUCUUGAGGAUUUGGAAAUACUGGAUCCGAGAGUGAGUCCGUUGGGAGACAUUGAGGAUUUACUGGAAGAAGAUGACGAGGGAGAGGGUGAAGACAAGGCAAAUGGAGAACGAGAGGAAUCCGGAGAAAUAUCAGAAAAAGACGAGAUGGAAAUGGAGAGAGACGAAGACCGGAGAAGCCGCAGCAGAUCACCUUGAAGUUGGCCAUCGACAUUUAGAAAGCGUUUCCCAACUCGAGCACCAAGGCGGCCCUAUCUAAUCCAGUCCAAUGUCAGGAUACCCAAUUACAGCUACCAACUCGAUGGUUUGAUACAAGGACCACAGAUCGAAAGCAUGUAGCAUCUCGGUCUUUGUUCGGGAGACACUUAUGGGAAAUAGAAAACCCUGUUCAUCUCAGAACCCAUGGGGCUGGUAACAGGUUCGGCACUAUGC
Molecule: messenger RNA, 1035 nt
Organism: Trichoderma asperellum CBS 433.97
Lineage: Eukaryota; Fungi; Ascomycota; Sordariomycetes; Hypocreales; Hypocreaceae
Cellular component (GO): precatalytic spliceosome
Source: RefSeq, a predicted model, not a curated record